CACUUACCCAACUGAAGCAACCUCGAGCAUAAGACUUCGGCAUCUGACAAGCAGCAAGCUGGAGAUGGUCAGAUUUACAAUCUACGCUGAAUCCGACUCGAAGGGGCAGCCCAUAGUGAAGAAUCCAAUAUUGCACGAUCGCAUCAAGGGUCGCCUCAAGAGCACUGAAAGAGGCAAGAAUCUCGAAGCCAGCAUUGAUUUCAAACAUGAGACUCAAACCAUGCUCGAAGUAAAGUCAUGGUACAGUUCUGUCAGAGAGGUAGCUCUCGUUUCUUCGAGCCAUUCACGGAGAUGCUGGACUUGUAUCAGGACCAUGCCAGUCUACCCCAUAUCAAGGUCGCCAUCAUCGACACAGGCGUCGACUCUAUGCACCAAGCACUCUCUGGGAACAUCAUCCGCGGCGCUUCGUUUGUGCCCUCCGGUGAAGGUCGGUCGUAUCCCUGGUUCACCGCGUCUGAUCCUCAUGGGACAUACAUGGCGGCUCUGAUACUGCAGGUCAACCCGUUGUGCGAUCUCUAUGUAUAUCGCAUAUCUGCUGGGUCUGUUAAAACAUCCCUCAUAACUCACGAAUCCGUUGUUGAGGCAAUUGAAGCCGCUAUCGCCGACGGUGUCGACAUCAUCAAUGCCAGCUGGUCUUUUGACAAGGACCACCAAGAGCUCAGAACGGCUGUUCGGAAUGCAACCACGGAAGCCUUCUUCUCCACAACCACCACCAACCAAAGGGCCCCCGUUCUUGUCUUCGCAGCGAAGUCGGACGAGAUGUUCGCGGGUGCCGUCUACCCGGCCGACUACGACAACACGAUCAGCGUCGGGGCCGCGACGAGCAGGGGCCGCGUGGGCAGCGAGUCCAACAAGAACGCGGACCUUAUCGUUCUCGGCGAGGACAUGCCGGCCUUUGGGCCCGCGUACUACGCAGCGUCCGACUCGGAAGGCCAGUACUCGGAGCGGAAGAAGCAGCGCGUGACGGGUUCGUCUGUGGCGACGGCACUGGCUACGAGGAUCGCGUCGCUGUUGCUCAUGGUGGCAAAAAAUAGAGACGAGCGCACAUGGGAGAGAUUCAAGUCAAGAGCGCGCAUGCUGGAUCUGUUCAUGAAGAUGCGCCCGGCGGUGGACAGUUCGCUGCGGUUUGUGGAUCCGCAGCAGCUCUUCAUGGCCAUCAAGACCAUUGCGGAUGGGGAGGGAGAGAGGGAGAAGCUGUCUGACUACUUGGUCAAACGGUCUGAGGGUGAAGAGUCUCCGUUCUUCUGAGAUAGCAACAGACCAAACUUUCAUACUAGUAUCUAUGGUUCAUGUUUCCACCUUCAAGCGACCCCUGAACGGACAUAGGAAUUGUGGGAUGCUUUAUAUGUGUUUCAAGCAACCCUCCUAGUUAUGAUACUAGUACAAUAACAGCUGAGAUUACCUUAGGUAGCGAGAAACACGACAAGUCCGCCCUGGCAGGGUAGGAUUAUA
Molecule: messenger RNA, 1452 nt
Organism: Canariomyces notabilis
Lineage: Eukaryota; Fungi; Ascomycota; Sordariomycetes; Sordariales; Chaetomiaceae
Product: subtilisin-like protein
Exons: 4
Coding region: 238-1248 (336 amino acids)
Biological process (GO): proteolysis; regulation of DNA-templated transcription
Molecular function (GO): serine-type endopeptidase activity
Source: RefSeq, a predicted model, not a curated record